AUGGAUUAUACUUCAUCAGAUGAAUCAGACGGGAAUGUUUUGGCAAAUAAAAAGAAAUUGAAAUCGACAACAAAACGCAACGCAAGCGGUGAAGCACAAAUGAAGAAUGGGCUAAUGAAGCCAUCUAUGAAAAAGAAAGUGUCGAGCAUGACAAAGACGAGCCAACGAGAAUCGGUUCAGCCAGAUCAGAACAGAAAGGGUCUCAAUGGCAAAUAUUGGGCGGAUACUUUAUCGAAGCGAGUGGUGAACAGUAAGCAUACUGAUGAAGAUUCUUCAUCAGAUGACACUUCUUCAACAUCAACAUUGUCCGAAGAAUCUGGGAGUACGGCCUCAGUAUCGUCAUCUGAUGAUGACAAUGAUGUUCUUUACGAAAAACACUCGUUUGUUACGUGCCGAGGUGCAACAAAUACAUUUUAUUUAUGCCAAAUCUUGAAGAAUGUUUAUGAAAAUACUAAGAAAAUUCCAAUCCGUUGGUGUUCAGUCAUUGGGGAAGAUGGUGAUAAUACGAAAAUCAGUACUAAAACACAAUUUAAACUCAGUUACACGGAUACUCUUGAUCCAGCAGCGAUUCUACUUGGUGUAUCUUCUGUGAUUGAACAUUCAGGUGGCGUCUUUUCAUUGAAAAAACAAGAUAUCGUUGAUAGUAGUCGUUUAUUACAAAAAUCCAUUCGUGGUGAAUCGCUUUCCUCAGAUGAUAUGAUGGAUUUAUCGACUGAACAUCCACCUCCACCUAAAUCCAAGAAGGCCACUAAACAUAUUCGUUUCAAUUCAGACGAAGAUCAAAACAGUUCUUCUUCUUCUUCAGAAGCAUCGAAAACAGAGGUUCCAGUAAGUAAAAAACGUAAACUCGGAUCAGCCAACAAGAAAUCUCGAAAACAACCACCGAAAAAACGAACACGAAAGACAUCAGAUGGGUCAGAUGACACAACAACAAAGCGAAAACCACGACGAAAGAAAAACGUUCCCGACGACGACGACGACGAAGAACAUGAUGAUGAAAUGGAUACAUCAACAAUCAAGAAAAAAACAAAACCUGCACGUACGCCAAAAGUGCAAUUAUUCAAAGUUCAUAGUAACAGCUCAUUGACGAAAAACCCAACAGUAACGGUUUUCAAAGCAGAACCGUUCUUUGAAGACAAUCUACCUGUUCCUUUCAUUUCAUCGUAUGUUCAAAGCAAAUUAGCCAUUCGUGCUGUUAACUUAAAUGAUGCAAAAUUAUUAAAAAGUCUGAUUAAUGAUACCAAUCACGUUUGUUCAGUUCAUGUACAUCGAAGUCUUUUUACUGAUUUAACGGCUGUCCAUUACGCAAUCAAGAGUAAUAAUAUCGAACUAGUAAAAAUCUUACUUGAUGAUAUCAAAUCACCGAAAAAAACUCGAUGUCCAUUUCCAACGAUUUCAAUGGUUCGACAAAGUACUGGAAAUGUCAAUACUCACGCAUUUGGCUUUCGUACGAUGAAAUUAAUGGCAAGUCGCGGAGCUAAAGAAGGCAAUGAUGCAUUGAAUAAAGAUUCUAUGUCGGCAGAAUCGUUUCAUAACGUUAGAGAACUCGUCUCUUUUGCUUUACAAAACAACUGCUCACGUGAAAUGUACGAUUUUCUAAUCAAAACGCACAAAGAUUCAUUACGUUUAGAGAGUAUUUACGACAAUAUCUACAAAAUUAUCGUCGCUGGUCACCGUAAAUUAGCUGCAAGUAUUGUUGGUGAUGUUAAAGAGAACACAUUUCAUGGUUUCAAUGCUCUCCAUCAUCAAGUUCUACUCUAUGAUAAUGAAGAUAUUACCAUCAAUCGAGUAGCCAGUGUUGUAAAGAAAACUCGAGAAAAUUCAAUGAUUACACCGAUACAUUGCGCAGCAAUCAAUCCAAAUAGCAAAUAUUUGAAGCAAUUAUUGAAUGCGAUGCCAGAAUACAAUAUUCUCGAUAGAUACGAUCGACGACCAAUUCAUUUUGCUGCAGCAUGCGAAAGUUCGGAACCACUUGAAUUCCUUUUAUCAAAACACGUCAAUAUGAAUGAUGUUGACCGUGGAGGAAACUCUCCCUUACACAUUGCAGCUAUGCAUGGUCGCGCACAUAACGUCGAACUUUUACUUCGCACUGCCAAGGAAAAAUCCGAAGGGAAUGAAGAUGAAAAUGAAGUUCAAGAGAAAUUUGGUUUAGCAUGUAUUAAUCGAAUGAACAAAUCGCGAUUCUAUCCAUUACACUUAGCCGUGCUCAACAAUCAUCUGGAUUGUGCCAAGACUCUUCUUGAUUAUGACGCUCCUAUCAAUGUUAUAACUAGUGCAGCACAAAAGAUUACACCAUUGAUGCUCGCCUGUCAGAAAGGUUACUUAGAAAUCGUUCAGUAUCUGAUUAGCAAAGGUGCAGUAGUUGAAGCGCGUGAUCGUUUUCAACGAACGCCGCUUAUUCACGCAUGUAUGUGUGGAAACGCAAACGUUGUUUCGUAUCUAUUACAUAUCGGCGCAGAUCCUAAUGUUUUCGAUUCAUCGAUGAAUACUGCUUUACAUUACGCCAUUGCUUACGGUUGGUAUUUCUGUGUGAAAGUGUUACUCGAAGCAGGAGCUAAUUUGAACUGCAUAAAUUGUUGGCAAACGACAUGUUUAGCCAUCGGUUUUCUCAAAGGUCAUUAUGGUCUUUGUGACUAUCUUCUUACUGAGCACAAUGCUGACAUCAAUUUUACAACGGAUGAUGGCUUAUCGUUAGUUAUGUUAACUGUUAGCCAAGAAAUAUCCACUUCGAUUGUGGAGCAACUGGAAUAUGUAGUUGAAAAACAUAAAGCAGAUUGUACAAUUGUGGACACGAAUGGUAGCAAUGCCUUUCAUUACUUGGCUGGUAAUUUAUGUAAUCAGAAUAGUACCUAUCUCGAUGAAGCUUCGAAGAAAACUCUACAUGAGAACUAUUUCAAAGUCGCACAAAUCCUUCUUGAUCAUAAUUGUGAACCGGAUAAAUUAAACUCCAAAUUACAAUCACCGUUGAUGAUUGCUCUUGAAACGGGAAACUUCAUUCUUGUGAAUUAUUUGAUUGACAAAGCAAAAGUAUCGAUCAAUGCUGACACUAGUUAUAAUGGCAAAACACUUUUACACUAUUUCGCUCAAAAAUGCGCAAGAUUCGAUCUCAUGCAAGUUUUAUUGAAAUUGCCAGUGACAGAUGAAGUGAGAAAAAUGGGUCAAAUCUAUGAUAAUAAUGGUCGAACACCAUUGCAUUAUUGUGCGUCGAUAUUUGAUCGAUUCUGUAGCAAAUUCAAACUUUCAAAAGGUACCGAAAAGCUAGAGAAACGUUAUCAAUCUAUUGUUCGAAUGAUCGAAUACUGUUUACAAUCUGCUGAAUGUGAUCCCGAUGCUGGAGUCAAAUCAAUUGAUCAAGUGAAAAAAUCCGACAACGAAGAAAACAUUGAAGACGAUGAUGACAAUGUGGAUGAGCCUGCAGAAGAAAACGAGGAAGAUCAUAACGAAAGUUCCAGUAGUAGUAACGAGGAAAACGCAGAUGAAGAUCAAACGGAAAAAGAAACAGAUGUUGAGGAUGAAUCAUCGGAUGUGAAACUAAAAGAAACAAGUAUAUUUUCAUUACUUCGUACUGUUCGAUUCAUUGAUCAAAGCAUAACACAUCCUCUGGAAACUUUUCUGAAAAAAUCCAACAAAGUCAAUGUUCUACACCAUGAAACUCAUCGCACACCGUUGCUCGAAGCCAUUCAUCUUCGAGAAGUCCAAACUGCACAAAUGUUAAUCAAACAUCCAUCAUGUGAUGUUAAUCUCGCUGCGUCGAAAUAUUCCCGUGAACAACAGCAAACACCCUUAAUAUCAGCAUGUCGUUUGCAAUUAUCGCCGACUAUUCGAAGCUUGCUCGAGCAUAACAAAUGUCAGAUUUUAUCAAGCGAUUCGAAUAAUAAUCAAGCAUUUCAUUACUAUUUACGAACAUCAAAUCGUAUCAAUGAUUACAUUGAACUGUUGAACUUAUUCGUCAAACGAUUGACAGAGAGCACGAAAAAUGCAAUGAAUAUUCCUGGAAAACACCAACGUACGCCGUUACACAUUGCUGUGUACUAUAAUCUAGGUACAAUUGAUGCGAUCACAAAUAUUGAAAAGAUAUUGAUUGAAAAUGGAAGUGAUUUGAUGCUCAAAGAUGAUCUGGGAAACAUUCCAUUGCAUAAUGUAUUCUUGAAUAAAGAUAUCGGCGACGAUCCUGUUGAACUAUGCGUUCUCCUCCUCAAAGCCAUGAAAUCCAAAGGAAUCGAUACGAAAAACAACGAAGGAAAUACGCCGUUGCAUUUAGCAGUCGAAAAAUGUUCGACAGUAUGUGUCAUGCUUCUACAAGAACAUCAGGCUAGUUUAUUGAUUAAAAACAAUCUUUCUAAUUCGAUCAUCGGUACUUGUAUUGCAUCAGAACAUCUGAAUCUGUUUAUUACGUUUCUUCAACAAUCAAUGGAUAUCGAUUUAAGUACAAUGCACAAGGUACAUGUGGAGAAACCAGAUACAAAUGAAGAAAAACCGAGUUCUUCACUCGGAACCGUUGUCAAACCAGUAACCCAUCGAGAACGAAAAUCAAAAGAGAACUCUUCGAUUUGGAAAUGGCAAUAUAGUCAAAUUGGCAAGAAUGAAGAAUACAAAUCAUAUUCAUUGAUGUACUUAAUCAUUCAAAGUGAUUGGCAAGGCGCAUUAUCAUUGGUUCUAAACGAUAUCUCUCGUUUUCACUUAACAUACAUCCAAAUCAUUGAAACCGCAAUAGCGAAUGACAAAUUGAAUCUUGUUCUUCGUCUUCUCUUACGUUUGAAAGAUGAAAAAUACUCUCCCACAUUGAAUUCAUCGAAACAAAAUCUCUUUCAUUUGAUUGCGAACACAAAACCAUCCAAUGAGUAUCUUCUCAAACAAAUUCUCGCUGCGCUCAUUGAAUACAAAUUCAAUUGGAACACACCGGAUAUACAUGGUUCGUAUCCGUUACAUUACGCAUGUGUUCAACAAAAUUUUAUCGUUUUGAAUUGUUUACGCGAACAUUUUCCACGUGCUUUUAACCUUCAACAAACCGAUGGAUUUAAUAAUACAGCAAGUGGCUUGUUAUUCUGGUCAAUAAGAGAAAAAACAACAUUGACAAAAGAUGAACUUCAAGGAUUGAUUAAAUCCGGGAAACAAUUGGAUUGUUUAUGUAAUUAUGAUAAUGAAAUCGCAAGAAAUCCUCUAUCGUUCGGUCAUGUGCCUUCAGAAAACAACGAAUCGGCAUAUCCACCGAUAAGAACAAGCCAAAUGCGAACCUCACCACUGAUUCAUGCCAUUGUUCAUAAUAAUUUUGAAUUAGUCAAAUUUCUGUUAGAAUUGAAUGCGGAUGUGAACUUCGCAGAUGAAGAUAAACAAACACCUUUGAUGCAUGCUGUUCGAAAGAAUGAUAUCGACCUAGUGAAACUUCUUUUGAAUAAAACCCACUCAAUCGAAACUACCGAGUCAUCUAAUGAACGAGUUGUUAGAACGCGUCGAAAAGCAUUUGCUCCAAAACCCAGACGACUUAACUUCCAUUUUGGUGCGAAGAUACAUCGUGCCACAAAUCAUUCCGAUAAAGCGUCAGCGAAUAAAAAAUCCAAAGAAUUUCAAAUGACAUCAAAAAUUGAUUUAAACGCCCUCGAUAAAAAUGGUCGCAGCUGUAUUCAUCAUCUAAUUCAACCGUUCACUCGUGGUUCCUAUCGAAAUAACUUGGAAAUUCUUCGUUUACUUCAUUCCUGCGGUGCUACGUUAACCGUCGCAGAUCGUUCAGGUCUCACCCCAUUACAAUACAGUACACAAAACCAUUACCAACAUUUAUACGAAGAGCUAUCAAAACUAGUUCACAAUAAACCAGCCUCUAUCCGAUCGUUAGCAAACACAUUUACAGUCGUUGAUCCAAACAAAAAUCUUCUCGGUGAUAAGCCCGAUUUUUACCGUGAUGCUCAAAAAUUAAUCGACGAUUACAUUUCCACACAUACCGCAAGUACACAUAAUGCUGCAUAUCAAGUCGAUCGUGCAUCGGGAAUGAGCUUAAUUGGUACAGUUCUCAUAGAUGCCGAUAAAAACGAACCGUACGAUGUUCGUCUGACCAAAAUCGAUGUUAAUUACGGUCGAUACGGUCUGUACAAUUUCUACCGUAUGCAAAUCAUCGUACACAAGAGUAAAUCGAAUUUGUAUUUCUUGUUUACACAUUGGGGACGAAUCGGUGAUGCAGAAGGUCAACAUCAGCUGACGCCAUUUUCCACCUUGGAUGAAUGUCGAAAGGAAUUUUUGAAAGUGUUCCGAGAAAAGACCGGCAAUGCAUGGAAGGAUACGGACCAGUUCGUGCCAAAAGCAAAGAAAUAUACCUUGGUCAAAUUGAGUGACCGAGAAAUAAAGAAACAUUCGACUGUUCAAAUUGAUUUUCAUCGUUUACAAGCAGAAAAUCAACAUCCACCGACGAAAAUUCAAUCAUCUGCGCACGAAACGCUAAUGCGAACAUUGAUCAGCCGCGAAGCAAUGCGAACUAAUCUUCACAAAACUCAACUCGAUGUGGAAUGGAUGCCUGUUUCACAAUUGAAGCGUGAAGCACUGGAAAGAGCACGAGAUUUACUAAUCAAAAUCAAGGAAAAACUCGAUGAACAAGAGAAACUCAACAAAGACAAUCCAACUAACAAAACAGCCGAUCAGAAACACGAAUUACAACAGAUUCUCGAAGCAAUCUAUCAGUAUACAAAUGAAUACUAUACAUUAGUUCCUUUAAAUGGUUACUCCGAUGAAAAAUUACCCAUACUUAAUGACGAACAGCAAUUAAAACAACAAGAAAAAAUGCUCGACGAUCUGUUCGAUCUGGAAUUAACCUAUAAGAUUCUUUUAGGAGCACAAGCGAAUUUGAAAUCGAUCUCUCCGUUAGAUUAUCUGUACAAAUCGAUAAACUGUCAAUUCGAAACGAUGAAUCAAAACGAUCAAGAUUCACAGUUGAUUUUGAGAUAUAUUUGGGCGAGUUCACCACAAAUCGAUGUCGAACAGAUUUUCAAAAUUGCCCGACCGAAAGAGGAUGAGCGAUUGAGAAAACGGAACGUUAACAAUCACUUUUUACUAUGGCAUGGAACCAAUAUCUGCAAUUUAAUCAGCAUACUCUCGCGAGGUAAUUUCAGCGAUAUGGAAUUGCGUGUAAAUUACGCUCUCUAUUUAGGCCUUCUUGUUGGACCAUUGGUUGCAACGGCAACUGGAAGUUUAUUCGGAACGGGAAUAUAUACAGCAGAUGUGUUUGCGAAAAGUCUUGGCUAUUGUUCGGGUGUUAAGGACAAAGAUCAAGAACGAUGUUUUAUGCUCCUGUGUGAAGUUGCGUUGGGAAAUAUGAAGGAAGUUGGUAUACAGAAAAUUCAAAGUAAUAACGAGGAUGAAGAUGAAAAUGAGGAAGAUGAAGAAGAAAAGGAAGAAGAAGAAGAGGAAGACGAAGAGGAAGAAGAAGAAGAUGAUGAUGAUGUUAAUGAUGUUAGAUUAGAUCUAAAAAAAUAUCAAAGUCGAAAAGGUGUCGGUCGAAAUAUACCUGAUCCUAAGCAUACAAUUGUCCGUGACGAUGGUGUACAAAUCCCACUUGGGCGAUUGAUUCCAAACAAGCAAGCGUCACAAGGUUACUACGGUCUCAAUUACAAUGAGUAUAUUGUUUAUGAUGAAGCCCAAGUUGCUCUUCGAUACCUUGUUCAAUUUCGCCGUUAG
Molecule: messenger RNA, 7659 nt
Organism: Adineta ricciae
Lineage: Eukaryota; Metazoa; Rotifera; Eurotatoria; Adinetida; Adinetidae
Source: the annotation of a GenBank genome assembly